Messenger RNA from Amoebophrya sp. A25, 315 nucleotides. The record is from the annotation of a GenBank genome assembly. NCBI's taxonomy places the organism in Eukaryota, Dinophyceae, Syndiniales, Amoebophryaceae.
AUGUGGGGUCCUGCUCUUCCAUCGUGGGUUGAGCCGCUCUCCCGGUGGGUGACCGUGGUCGAGACAUGUUUUAGGGUUAAUUCAGGAGGUGGAGGAAAGUUCUCCCGACCACGAGGGAACAGAAUUUGCACAGAUUGUUCGUUUUCUUGUUUCACAGUGUGGUUGAUGGAUCUAAAGAACACGACAACGCGGUUAACUAGGGAAAAGAAAUAUGGAAGAAAACUUCUCGAAGAAAGAUGCUUUUUAUCUCGUUCAAAGAAUCUUUCUCCUCUGAGACAUUCUAUUGAUACUGAGAAAAUGUCACUCAGUCUUUGA